AUGAACGCGAUGGAUGGAGCAGGCUUCGAGGAUGCGAGCACCCUGACGCUAGAGGCCAAUGCCUGGGAGGGGGAUGCUUUGGGCGGAGUGGAAAGGGAGCAGCCAUGGGUUGCAGAGGGCGAGCUUGAUGAGAGCAUGGAAUUGGCAUUGCCUGGGGAUGGGGAAGCGGACGGAGAGGCAGAAGGCAGUCGUAUGGACGCAGCAGACGGAGGGGGAGGAGGGCUGGAAAACGAGGAGGACGGGGCUCGCUGGGGAGCUGCGGGGUCGUUUCCGGGCGCGGGGAUAGCGGCGCGGGUGAUGGAGGUGGAGUGGGAGGACGUGGCUCGCACGGCAGUGCGGCGCGCCGUGCUGCUGUUCGUCAUUGCGCGCCACUUCGUCGCGUUCAUGCUCACGUCCGCCGCCGCGCUGCCCGGGCAACUGCGACGAGCCUGGUGGCCGGAUGACGCGCCUGGGGUCGCGCAGGCAGGGGGAGCGAGCGGAGCAAGAGGCAGCGGAGCUCCGGGUGGUGGUGGUGAUGGUGGAAGGGCGGAUUUGCAUGGGUGGGACUUGGAUGUCCGCGCUGGUGUGGGGGUUGGUGGUGCCAGUGGAAACAUCGCCAGCAGACGCAGGAGCAGGGGCAGCAGCAGGAGGAGCAGGAGUGGCAGGGCUACUGAGGGGAUGCACGUCGGCUCUCAACAAUCCCAUGUCACAAGCAUGCCUUCACCAGCGGUCGCCUCUGGCUCUGACGAUGAACGAAUUCCAGUCAGCUCAGAGGGUCCUGCGCGUACAGGCACCAUCGACCGCAGUCACUCUCAUGCAUCCGCAGCUGCUGAUUCCCACAGCCUAUUUCCGUUGCCGGAGAAUCGUGUUUCUGUUGGAGAGCCCGCUUCUUCCUCGUCUUCCUCUGCUCGCGGUAAUUUCGCUGCUAGCCCGUUGUCGCGUCCUGAGGAUCCCGCCUCUCCACCUUCUCUAUUUCCACAAAUGGCGGCAGCUGCAGCAACCGCGGCAGCAGCAGAGCCGGCGAGGGAGGCUCCCUCGCAUUCAGGAAAUGCUGUGGGUGGAGGUGAGAGGAGUGGCCAGGAGACGCUGAAUGGUUCCGCAAGGGGAAGAGCUGUAGGAGCAGCAGCAAAAGCUGCUGCUGCUGCAGCAGGAAGAGGAGGAGCAGGAGGAGGUGGUGAGAGUGAGGCGGAUAAGGUGUUUGCAGCAGCAGAGGCGGAGGGGAAGAGUCCGCAGCAGCUGUUUUCAAAAGAAGCAAGGGUGGGGAAGGUCGUCCCUGGUGGUGGUGAGAGCAGCACCACCGCUGCCGGAGAGGCUGAAGACUUAUCGAAAGAGGGGGGGAAGGGGCCGAAAGGGAUGGGAGCUGACGACCCAGCAGGUGCACCAGCAGACGGUGCAGCAGGUGCAGCCGAAGCCGCAGCAGCCGCAGCAACAGCAGCAGGAGAGAGGAGGCGCGCGCGGGGCAAGGGGAGGCCAAAGCGAGCAGGAGCAGGAGCGAGCGCGGGCGCGGGAGCAGCAGGGCGAGUGGAGGAGGACGAUCCGUGGGACGUGGUGAAGCGGUUCUGGAGCCAGCCAGCAGUGGUGAAGCUGCGCAUGUCCAUCACCAUGGCCAACCUCACCAUGGGCCUCCCCACCUUCCUCGCUCACGUGCGGUGGCACAUGGUGCCGCUACUGCACGACCUGUCGCUGCCCAUGCUAGCGCCCAUUCUCUUUGGCUCGGGCAUUGUCUUUAAGUCCGUGGUCAACAACCUUGGCAUCGUGCUGCCCCGCCUUGGCAUAGCAGUGGUGCUGCUGUGGGUGCUGUGGGGGUGCAACUGUGUGUUACAGCGCGCCAUCACCAAGACAGCGGAGCGACGCCUAGUGGACCGCAACGUCAAGGAUGUGCUAGUGCUCGCUGUUGAGAUCACAAUGACAGCAGCAGCGGUGGUGACAGUCCUCUCCAGUGUGGGCAUCCGCAUAUCAGCUCUGGUCCUGCCUCUCUUCAUUGUCACAGCGCUAGCAGGAAAGGACCUUUGGCACAACUACUUUGGUGGCUUCUUUCUUUUCGCUGCCCGGCCUUUCCGGGCAGGCGACACAUUAGCGCUGCACUGCUCUCUCUCUCCCUCGGCGCCAACCACGCCAUCAGACCACGUGUCAGUGGGCACAGGGUGGUUUGAGGGCGUGUGCGAAUCAGUCGAUCUGCGCUUCACGGUCGUCCGGUCCGGCACGCUCCGUCUCUUUGUGCCCAACGCCCGCUUCCUCUCUCACGAGUUUGUCGUGCUUGACACCUCGCCCCUCAACAAGACGCCGUUCUCUCCUCCACCACCCUCCUCGCCCACCUUCCCCUCUCGCCGGUCGCCUCCCCCCUCCCCUCCUCCAACACCCACAUCACACUCCGCUCUCCUCAGUUUCGCCCCGUCUUUCACCCGUCGGAAAGCCACCCCCAGUGGGGACAGGAGCAGAGUUGUCACUUCAGAUGCAGGCGGUGCUGCUGGGACACCAGGCGCGAAGGAAGUGGUGACACAUCCAGGGGCAGGGACAGGGGCAGGGGCAGGGGCAGGAUCAGGGGCGGGGGCAGGUAUAGGGGCGGUAAGGAAUGCAGAAGAGGAGGCGAGUAGGAGGGCGGGGUCGAACGGAAGCUUGCCUCACCUGCAUCGUAACCUGAGCUUGGGAAGGGUGUCUGCUGCUGGUCUCUCCCAACCCCCGCACUCUACCCUCUCCUCCUCGUCUCGUGCCCCACCUUCUCCACCUUCUGCCUGCCGCCCGGUUCCCUCCGAUGCACCCGGCAGCAGCAGCAGCAGCACAGGCGUGCGGUUUCACCAGGGUGCUGUACCUGGUGGUGACUGGAGCAGUGGGAAUGCAGGGGGUGAUGGUGGCAAUAGCAGCAGCAGCAGCGGCGGCGGCGGCGACAGCAGUGUGGGUGGUAAUGGCGCUGUGAGAAGCAAGCCUGGCGGGUUUGGUGAGAGUGCAGUGGGUAAUGAUGGAGUGCCGCCAGCACACAUGCAGCAGCAGGGGCGAACAGCAGGCAGGCAGACGGCUCGUGAGGGCAAUGGGCACGCGGGCAUGGGCACGGGCGGUGCGUGGGGCAGUGGGAGGGAUGUGAUGGGAGAGGCAGGGGCGGGAAGGGCAGGAGAGGAUGAGGAGGAGGAGUUGGAUGGUGUAGCUGCUACGCUUGCCACUGGUGCGUCUAUCAGCCGAGUGAUUGGGCGGACACUGGGAGACUUCCCUCCUGGUCCCUUUUCGCCGCCUAAGAUGCCUCCACCUCCUCCUUGGGCUCAAGGAGGUAGGUUCAAAUUGAAAGGCAUGUAG
Closterium sp. NIES-65 is the source of this 3264-nucleotide messenger RNA. Lineage: Eukaryota; Viridiplantae; Streptophyta; Zygnematophyceae; Desmidiales; Closteriaceae. The record is from the annotation of a GenBank genome assembly.